AUGGCCGCCGAUUCAACCUCCGCCAACACUCCGACCGCAGACUCCGCCGCCGCAACACCCACCAACACCACCACCGCAGCAGCAGCGGCAGCAGCAUCGACAGCAACAGCCACCGCCAACGGCUCCCAAAUCCGACCGGGCGGUGCUCCCGCCCGCGUCUACAUGAAUGAGAAGAUCGUACCGUAUCUGCUUGAAGGGAUGAAGAGCGUCGCGAAGGAACAACCCCCGAAUCCCCUCCGCGUACUCGGCGAAUUCCUGAUUCAGAAAAGUAAUGAACUCGAGCAAGGGGGCGCAACAGCGGCAGCAGCAACGAAAACGCCGGAGUAA
Aspergillus aculeatus ATCC 16872 is the source of this 327-nucleotide messenger RNA. RefSeq names its product DPY30/SDC1 family protein. The coding region runs from base 1 to 327 and encodes 108 amino acids. NCBI's taxonomy places the organism in Eukaryota, Fungi, Ascomycota, Eurotiomycetes, Eurotiales, Aspergillaceae. The record is from RefSeq and is a predicted model, not a curated record. The transcript has 2 exons.